UUUAGCCUUUGUUAAAAGUAUUUUCUAAACAGUGUUUGUAAUGCCUCUAAAUUGAGUUUUAAAGAAAAAAUAUUUGGGGAAACGCUGCUUUUAGACGGUAUCCAUAAGCAGAAAUAGUUUUGGGUUGACUUGGGAGUGUAACUUUGUUCCAACAGUGUUUUAUGGAUACAUUCUCAUGUUUUAGAAUGACCCUCAGUGACCAAACCUGAUUGAAACCAGAGCAGAUGUUCAAAGUGCAAACUGGGUACCGUUUGCUGACCUUGUGAUGAUUUUCUUUUUUUUUGUGGCACCUUGACUGUAGUUUACAGAUAGUAGCAAUUUGGCCCACCAACUCAGAUUGACAUUUUCAAAAGUUUAUAGUUUGAGUCUUGGAGAUGAAUUAUAUUCUUUAAAGAUUGAAGCUGUUUGGUGUAAUUUGUCUUUUACUUACAACAUGCUCAGAAAAUGUUAAGUUGGUCACUGCAGUAUUGUCAGUAAUUGCCUUUAGUGGACCUUUUCUAGGGCCACUAAAGGCCCUACAAAUGGCUAAACUUGGCCAAAUACUACAAGUGCUUUUUAAUAUAAGAGUGACUCAUUUCCCGUUCUUGUUGUGAAGGAUAGAAGAAAUAACCCAAACAGAAUAGAAAAAAAAACAUUCAAACCCACCAGUAAUAUAAAACUGUGUAAUUAAAGGAGCAUUUUAUUGAAAAAGUAGUAUUUUACCAUUUUUUGUUUUAAAUCUACAAUGAUUUACAUAUUCUUGAGGCUAAUUUCUUCAAAAAUAAUGCAUGCAAAGCUUGUCUUUGAACAGAUAAAAAUGAAAAAUGCCCCAGUGUACUUUCUCCCACUGUCCAUACAGGCGUGACAGAGACCGGGAUCGUGACAGGAACCGGGAUCGGAACUGUAACAGGGGCCGAGACGUGAAGUCAGGCGACGACCCCGUCGCCUCGGCUGCAGCCAGUUGGAGUUUUGUGAACCGACCUCCCGUUCAGCAGCAGAUAAACCCCUUCACCAACCUGCCCCACACACCACGCUACCAUGAGAUCCUAAAGAAGCGGCAGCAGCUCCCAGUCUGGGAGUACAGAGACGUCUUUACAGAAAUCUUGAUGCGGAACCAGUCGUUCGUGCUGGUCGGAGAGACGGGCUCUGGAAAAACCACGCAGAUCCCACAGUGGUGUGUAGACAUGGUGCGUUCGCUGCAGGGACCGAGGAGAGCGGUAGCCUGCACCCAGCCCAGGCGGGUGGCGGCGAUGAGCGUCGCCCAGAGGGUGUCAGAUGAGAUGGAUGUCAUGCUGGGUCAAGAGGUGGGCUACUCCAUCAGGUUUGAGGACUGCAGCUCUGCCAAAACUGUAUUAAAGUACAUGACAGAUGGAAUGUUGCUGCGGGAGGCUAUGAACGAUCCCCUGCUGGAGCGCUAUGGUGUCAUCAUUCUGGACGAGGCCCACGAACGCACAUUAGCCACAGACAUCCUCAUGGGGGUUCUUAAGGAAGUAGUCCGCCAGAGGUCUGACCUCAAGGUCAUCGUCAUGAGUGCGACGCUGGACGCCGGAAAGUUCCAAGUGUAUUUUGACAACUGCCCGCUGCUAACCAUCCCUGGACGCACGCACCCCGUGGAGAUUUUUUACACACCGGAGCCCGAGCGAGACUACCUGGAGGCGGCCAUCCGCACCGUGAUCCAGAUCCAUAUGUGUGAGGAAGAAAAGGGGGACAUUCUGCUCUUCCUCACUGGACAGGAGGAAAUCGACGAAGCCUGCAAGCGAAUCGAGCGUGAGGUCGACAACCUGGGGCCCCAAGUCGGCAAUAUGAAAAUCAUCCCCCUGUACUCCACCCUACCACCGCAGCAGCAGCAGAGAAUCUUUGAGCCGCCUCCACCAAAUGAACCAAACGGCGCCAUUGGAAGAAAGGUCGUUGUGUCAACAAACAUCGCUGAGACGUCCCUGACCAUCGACGGAGUGGUGUUUGUAAUUGAUCCCGGAUUUGCCAAGCAAAAGGUGUACAACCCACGCAUCAGAGUGGAAUCCCUUUUGGUCACAGCCAUCAGCAAGGCCUCGGCUCAGCAGAGAGCGGGUCGCGCUGGACGAACGCGCCCAGGAAAAUGUUUCCGCUUGUACACAGAGAAAGCUUACAGGACAGAAAUGCAGGACAACACAUAUCCAGAGAUCCUGAGGUCUAAUCUUGGCUCUGUGGUGCUGCAGCUAAAGAAACUGGGCAUUGAUGAUCUGGUGCACUUUGACUUCAUGGACCCUCCAGCCCCAGAGACCCUGAUGCGAGCCCUAGAGCUGCUGAACUACCUGGCAGCGCUCAACGACAACGGUGACCUGACCGAGCUGGGCUCCAUGAUGGCGGAGUUCCCCCUGGACCCGCAGCUCGCCAAGAUGGUCAUCGCCAGCUGCGAAUUCAACUGUUCCAAUGAGAUCCUCUCCGUCACCGCCAUGCUGUCAGUCCCACAGUGCUUCGUUCGACCCGCGGAUGCCAAAAAGGUGGCUGAUGAUGCCAAGAUGCGCUUUGCCCACAUCGACGGAGACCACAUGACGUUACUCAACGUCUACCAUGCCUUCAAGCAGAACCACGAGUCCACCCAGUGGUGCCACGAUAACUUUGUAAACUACCGCUCGCUGAUGUCAGCAGACAACGUUCGGCAGCAGCUGUCAAGGAUCAUGGAUCGCUUCAACCUGCCAAGAAACAGCGGCGAUUUCAACAGCAGAGACUAUUAUCUCAACGUCCGACAAGCGCUGGUCACUGGCUUUUUCAUGCAGGUUGCUCACCUUGAGCGCACCGGCCAUUACCUGACGGCAAAGGAUAACCAGCUAGUGCAGCUGCACCCCUCCACUGUGCUGGGCCACAAACCUGAGUGGGUUCUCUACAACGAGUUCGUCCUCACCACCAAAAACUACAUCCGGACGUGCACAGACGUCAAGCCGGAGUGGCUGGUGAAAAUUGCCCCGCAGUACUACGAGAUGAGUAACUUCCCUCAGUGUGAAGCAAAAAGACAGUUGGAGCAUAUUAUUGCAAAACUCUCAUCCAAGGAAUACACUCAGUACUAAGAAGGCCUGCGAGUGCUGCGGCAGUACAAAGUGUAAAUAUGAACUCGUUUCAGUGUUCUUUGUCUUUUUAAUUCCCACGAAGGACACAGUGUGACUGUUUUUUUUUUUUCCUUCACUGCACCAAAUGCUUUCUCAUGAUUCAUAAACUGUGGGCUACAUUUACUGGACCUUUUUUAAGCAUCAUUGCAAACAGGCUAAAUAGGCUUAGAAAUAUCUUAUCAGAAAAUGAACAAUUCUGUCACUUGAUGUAAAUUUCAACACUCCAUUGUUUAUUGCUACUUUAACGGCAUUAAUGUAUUAAGAGUGGCUUUUGAUCAGAUGUAAUUAAACAGCAUUUUGAUGUAAUGUUCAUCUCACUUCCCAUCAGCUGUUCAGUUGAAUAAAAAAUGCAUUUG
Molecule: messenger RNA, 3418 nt
Organism: Poeciliopsis prolifica (blackstripe livebearer)
Lineage: Eukaryota; Metazoa; Chordata; Actinopteri; Cyprinodontiformes; Poeciliidae
Gene: dhx15
Product: DEAH (Asp-Glu-Ala-His) box helicase 15
Exons: 14
Coding region: 804-3023 (739 amino acids)
Cellular component (GO): intracellular anatomical structure; spliceosomal complex
Molecular function (GO): RNA binding; RNA helicase activity; ATP binding
Source: RefSeq, a predicted model, not a curated record